Messenger RNA from Triticum turgidum subsp. durum (durum wheat), 2118 nucleotides. The record is from the annotation of a GenBank genome assembly. Lineage: Eukaryota; Viridiplantae; Streptophyta; Magnoliopsida; Poales; Poaceae.
AUGGCCAAGGACGAAGAGAUCGGCGUGCGCUCCUUCUGCGCCGCUGGUGGUACGAGAGCCAUGCUUCUUCUCGAGCCUUACCACUUGGUCGCUCUGCUCUUGCUCCUCGUCGCUCCUGGUCGCAGCUUGGCGGACACCGGCGUCGCGGGUCGCAGCGAUGUCCGUCCGCAGUUCGCCUACAACGGCUUCGCAGGCGCAAAGCUGACGCUCAACGGCGCGGUCGAGGUCAUGCCGAACGGCCUCCUCAUGCUGACCAACGGCACCAUUCAGACGAAAGGCCAGGUCUUCCACCCGUCCCCUCUGAUGUUUCGCGCCGACGCGAACGGCACCGGCGCCGUGCGGUCCUUCUCCACUACUUUCGUCUUCGCCAUCUACGGGCAGUACGCUGACCUAAGCAGCGCCGGCAUGGCCUUCUUCGUCUCAGCGUCCGUGGAGUUGCUCUCCACUGCGUCGCCAGGCCAGUUCUUGGGCCUCCUCAACGACACCAACAAUGGCAACCGGAGCAACCACAUCUUCGCCGUGGAGUUCGACACACUCUUUAACGACGAAUUCCACGACAUCAAUAGCAACCACGUCGGCGUCGACGUUGAUAGCCUGGUGUCGCUCGAUUCCACCGACGCCGGGUACUACGAUGACGGCACCGGGCCGUUCAUGAACCUAAGCCUGGUAAGCCGGAAGGCCAUGCAAGUGUGGGUGGACUACGACAGCACUACAACGAAGAUCACGGUGACCAUGGCUCCCCUUGGCGUGGCCAGGCCCAAGAAGCCCCUCCUGCAGACCACAGUCGACCUCUCGGGUGUGGUGCAAAGCACGGCGUACGUCGGCUUCUCAUCGGCAACGGGCAGUCUGUUCGCACAGCACUUCGUCCUCGGCUGGAGCUUCGCGCUGGAUGGGUCAGCACCGGUGCUAGACAUCUCGACGCUGCCAAACUUGCCACCGGCCUGGCCCAAGCCACGGUCCAUGUCCAUAUCACUGAAGAUAAUUCUUGCCUUAGGAUCGAUGACGUUGGUUUCAGGAGGCAUGGGAAUCUACAUCUUUGUAAGACGGCGUCUCAAGUUCUCCGAGGUGCAUGAGGACUGGGAGGUCCCCUUCGGCCCGAACCGAUUCUCUUACAAGGACUUGUUUCAUGCAACCGAGGGGUUCAGUGACAAAAACCUACUUGGGAGGGGAGGUUUUGGCAGUGUCUAUAAGGGUGUGCUUCGAAGGCCUGACAUGGAGGUCGCCGUGAAAAGAAUGUCACAUAGUUCAAGGCAAGGAAUAAAGGAGUUCAUCGCUGAGGUGGUGAGCAUUGGUCGUCUUCGACACCGAAAUAUCCUGCAACUGUUGGGCUACUCUAGGCGUAAAGGUGAACUUUUGCUGGUUUAUGAGUACAUGAAAAAUGGUAGCCUUGACAAAUACCUACACAAUAUAAAUGGCCUAGUUUUGGGUUGGCCUCAGAGGUAUUGGAUCAUCAAAGGUGUGGCCUCAAGCUUGUUCUAUCUUCAUGAGAAAUGGGAGCAUGUCGUCAUCCACCGAGACAUAAAGCCAAGCAAUGUGCUCUUGGAUAGUCGGAUGAAUGGGCGGUUAGGUGAUUUUGGUCUUGCAAGGAUAUACGACCAUGAAACCUCCGCUCAAGCCACCCGUGUGGCUGGCACCAUUGGAUAUCUUGCACCAGAACUCAUGCACACAGGGAGGCCAACACCCUUCACCGAUGUAUACGCAUUUGGCAUGUUUCUCUUGGAGGUCACAUGUGGUCGUAGGCCAAUCUUCACCGACAAGCAAAAUAAUAGGGUAUUGUUGGUGGAGUGGGUACUUGAGCACCACCGGGAUGGCUCAAUCCUCGACACGGCAGAUCCACGACUCCAAGGGGAAUUCAACAUGGAGGAGGUAACCAUCGCGCUCAAACUUGGUUUGAUAUGCACCUACCCAUUGCCCAAUGUGCGGCCUAUCAUGCGAAAGGUCAUCCAGUACCUCAGCCGUAGUCACUCGCUGCCUGAUUUAUCACCGGCCUACAUAAGCUACACAUCCCUAAUGCAGAACGAAGGGUUUAAUUCAUACAACAUGAACGUGGCAUGUCCUGAGCUCGCAAUUAGUGUUGCCACUGUAUCUUCAGCAACAAUUUUGCGAGACGGAAGAUGA